Aspergillus glaucus CBS 516.65 is the source of this 1133-nucleotide messenger RNA. Its product is annotated as protein transporter TIM23. Gene Ontology annotation, biological process: protein import into mitochondrial matrix. The record is from RefSeq and is a predicted model, not a curated record. Bases 136 to 753 code for a protein of 205 amino acids. Gene Ontology annotation, molecular function: transmembrane protein transporter activity. The transcript is spliced from 2 exons. NCBI's taxonomy places the organism in Eukaryota, Fungi, Ascomycota, Eurotiomycetes, Eurotiales, Aspergillaceae. Gene Ontology annotation, cellular component: mitochondrial inner membrane; TIM23 mitochondrial import inner membrane translocase complex.
ACCCGAGGCCGCCGCACGCAAGCAGUAUUAUUCGAGGUGGAACGCUGUCGCUUUCUCCGGAUUCCUCUUCUUCCUCCUGUGUUCCUUCUAAUUCGAUUUCCUUUUGUUCUUCUUCCCACCUCCAAUUCCUCCACCAUGGCUAUCUGGGAUUCGUUUAGUGGCCGCAAACAGGCCCAGUCCGACCCUUUCGACCCCUCGACCGCCGCACAGGAUGCCACAACUUUCCUCUCAGAUGCCGCAAUUCCCGACCCUACUCAGCUUCACCCUUUGUCCGGCCUGAACCAAGAUGCUCUCGACUACAUCAGUCUUGAAGACUCCGCGCUCGACGAACUGCCCGGCUCGCGAUCCGUUCUGCCGUCCCGCGGAUGGUCGGAUGACCUAUGUUAUGGAACUGGCUCUACCUAUCUGGCGGGAUUGUCGCUGGGAGGAGUAUGGGGUCUUGCUGAAGGAUUGAGUCGGACACCGGUAACUGCGCCUCCGAAGAUCCGGCUGAACGGUGUUUUGAACUCGGUCACCAGAAGAGGUCCUUUCCUCGGUAACUCUGCGGGUGUGGUGGCUAUGGUGUACAACGGUCUCAACUCGGGGAUUGGGUAUGCUCGGGGGAAGCAUGAUGCUGCCAACAGCAUCAUUGCUGGUGGUCUGAGUGGAAUGGUUUUCAAGAGUACCCGGGGGCUCAAGCCCAUGAUGAUCUCGGGUGGUAUUGUGGCCGGUGUCGCAGGCGGCUGGGCUAUUGUGAGGAAGGCUUUCCUGUAAAACGCUGGCGCGGCCAGCUUGUAUUCUAGCACCCAAAACCGAACCGAACCGCCUUGAUCUCGAAACGUCAGUGGUCCGGAAAUCCAUACCCUUUAUUCUCUCUCCAGCAAGCGAACCGAUGUAACCAUUGGUUCUUUGCUUUUGUUCACGCUGUAUUAACAACGGUUUCCAUUUUUGGCUAUCUAUCUCGUCUGAAUCUCUCUUCUCUCCGGCGCUCAGAGUAUCCAUUUAUCGCAUUAUCUGUGGAUUGGGAGGUAAAAACCGGCAUGAUAAUGGGUUCUUGAUGUCUUUUCUCUUUUUUUGUACAUAUAGAGGUUUCCAGCGUUGGCUUGUGGUGAAAAUGUGUCUUAUGCCUGAAAAGUACGCUUAAUGAUACUCGG